CAUGUAUACACGCACAUGUACGGGCACACACGCAGGCAUUACACACACACAGGCAUUACACACACACCCGCACGGACGCGCACACACGCACAGGAAAGGUCAGCCCCAAGCAGGGCUGGGGAGGGGUGCAGGGCGCGGCGUGUCUGUGGGCGCCGUGACGCAGCCGGGAGGUUUUCGGGCAAGUCUGCGAGAAGACUGCCGGCCCUGAAUGGGGCGGGUACCCGCGCGGUUGCGCGUGGGUCCCGGGAGCGGCCUCCGGCGCCCUCUGGCGGGCGGAAGCCGCGCAGCACCUCUUGGGGUCGGAACGCGCGGCCGCUACCGACUCCCGGCCCGCCCCAGCCCGCGUGCAGGACCCGGUCGUCCCCUUCUGCUGUCCUGGAGCCCAGACUGAGGCCCCAGGGGCGCGGCGGGGCUCCCGGUCCACGCAAGCCACGGCCCGUCAGCGCCUCGGCUCAGCCCUGCCCUCCGCAGCCGCUUUCGGGUGGCUCCGCCCGCGGCCCAAUUUCCAGGCGACCGUUUCCCGGCGACGGCGGGCGGGGCCGUCUCUGCCGCCCCCCGCCGCGCGCUCCGCGGGCGCCUGCGACGCCCCGCCUCUGGCUCGGGUGCGGGAGCAGGGCCUGCCCGGGCUGCGACGCCGCCACAGCUCGGGGCCAGUCCGCCCAGUCAGGGGGAUGGCUCGGGCGGCCUCGGGGGUCGACGAUCCCCCGGGACAUUGACAAGCAGUACGUGGGCUUCGCUACACUGCCCAACCAGGUGCACCGCAAGUCAGUGAAGAAAGGCUUUGACUUCACGCUCAUGGUGGCUGGUGAGUCAGGCCUGGGGAAAUCCACACUGGUCCACAGCCUCUUCCUGACAGACUUAUACAAGGACCGGAAGCUGCUCAGUGCCGAGGAGCGCAUCAGCCAGACGGUAGAGAUUCUAAAGCACACGGUGGACAUUGAGGAGAAGGGAGUCAAGCUGAAGCUCACCAUCGUGGACACACCGGGAUUCGGGGAUGCCGUCAACAACACCGAGUGCUGGAAGCCCAUCACUGACUAUGUGGACCAGCAGUUUGAGCAGUACUUCCGCGACGAGAGCGGCCUCAACCGAAAGAACAUCCAAGACAACCGAGUGCACUGCUGCCUGUACUUCAUCUCCCCCUUCGGGCAUGGGCUGCGGCCAGUGGAUGUGGGUUUCAUGAAGGCGUUGCAUGAGAAGGUUAACAUCGUGCCUCUCAUCGCCAAAGCUGACUGUCUUGUCCCCAGUGAGAUCCGGAAACUGAAGGAGCGGAUCCGGGAGGAGAUUGACAAGUUUGGGAUCCAUGUAUACCAGUUUCCUGAGUGUGACUCGGAUGAGGAUGAGGACUUCAAGCAGCAGGACCGGGAACUGAAGGAGAGCGCGCCCUUCGCUGUUAUAGGGAGCAACACGGUGGUGGAGGCCAAGGGGCAGCGUGUCCGGGGCCGCCUGUACCCCUGGGGGAUCGUGGAGGUGGAGAACCAGGCGCACUGCGACUUCGUGAAGCUGCGCAACAUGCUCAUCCGCACGCACAUGCACGACCUCAAGGACGUGACAUGCGACGUGCACUACGAGAACUACCGUGCGCACUGCAUCCAGCAGAUGACCAGCAAACUGACCCAGGACAGCCGCAUGGAGAGCCCCAUCCCGAUCCUGCCGCUGCCCACCCCGGACGCCGAGACUGAGAAGCUUAUCAGGAUGAAGGAUGAGGAACUGAGGCGCAUGCAGGAGAUGCUGCAGAGGAUGAAGCAGCAGAUGCAGGACCAGUGACGCUCGUCGCGGACACACCGUCCGUUUCCGGGACGCCCUCCCACCCCUGGACCCCAGACCGGACUGUUCCCGACCCGGAGACGCGGGGCCACAGCCCCCAGCUGACCCUAAUUUAUUCUCAGCACCACCCCCUCCCAGGUCAUUCGUAUCUGCUUCCGAGGGGCUGGACUGUAGCCCCCGCCCAGCUGGCCCUCUCUGGCCUUGGGGGAUCAGGAGCGAAGUUGGGCGGGACUUCAAAGAUCCGCCUCUCUUGCCCUUCCCCCGCCCCCAGACGGUCACACCACCCAAACUGCAGGCCCUGCUCUAGCAGGCAGGUAAACCUAGGCAGAGGAGGAUUCCCAGGGUCCUGGGUCUGUUCCCUGCCCCAGUGCUGCAGAACGGACUUGGGAACCCUCCUUUGCCUGCUCCCGCGGGUCACCCAGCAAGUGCUGAGACCCCAUUUUCUGUCGAGGCGGGCCGGGUCUUCCCUUAGCCCCAGAAGCCCAGCGGGCAGGGUUGGGCUGAAUCGAAUGGGAGCUCUCCAGACUUAAGGAGGUGAGAGGCUGCAAGGAGGGCGGGCCGUGACCACCCACACCCCUUCUCCACAGCCCGGCCUGACCUGGAGGACCCCCGGGGCACUGGGCGGUGAGCCACCUCCUGGCAACUCUCGGUGCCGUCCCCUGCCCUGGCUCGAGGCCUCCCCAGCACAGCUGUGGUGUGCCGGGAUCCCGAGCCUCGGCCUCCUGAUCUUACCACCCGCAUGAUCCCUUCCCGCCACACGUUGCUCCGUUUUGUUGCGUUGUGAAUGCCGCGUCCUGUCCUGGUGACAGGAGAACAAUGUUGGUGAACGUC
Messenger RNA from Cercocebus atys (sooty mangabey), 2595 nucleotides. RefSeq names its product septin 5 (gene SEPTIN5). Gene Ontology annotation, cellular component: synaptic vesicle; cell division site; septin ring. Bases 16 to 1764 code for a protein of 582 amino acids. Gene Ontology annotation, molecular function: GTPase activity; molecular adaptor activity; GTP binding. NCBI's taxonomy places the organism in Eukaryota, Metazoa, Chordata, Mammalia, Primates, Cercopithecidae. The transcript is spliced from 11 exons. Gene Ontology annotation, biological process: regulation of exocytosis; cytoskeleton-dependent cytokinesis. The record is from RefSeq and is a predicted model, not a curated record.